This is a messenger RNA of Anolis carolinensis (green anole), 4726 nucleotides long. It is a transcript of the gene klhl30, whose product is annotated as kelch like family member 30. Gene Ontology annotation, molecular function: protein binding. The transcript is spliced from 8 exons. The record is from RefSeq and is a predicted model, not a curated record. NCBI's taxonomy places the organism in Eukaryota, Metazoa, Chordata, Lepidosauria, Squamata, Anolidae. The coding region runs from base 220 to 1983 and encodes 587 amino acids.
AAAUAGAUACCUAGAGACACACACAGUUGGUUGCCACUCACAGCCUACAAGUGCUUCAUAAAGUCCUAUUCCAGCCAGCAGUUGCCUCCCAGGAACAGGGCAAGCUAUCUCCAGUCAUACUCUCAAAUCAAAUUGGCCGAAAAAAGAGAACAAGGAUCGGGAAAUUAUUAUUUCCAUUCAGGGUUAUUUAUCACAGAAGAAGGGGAGCAGAACACCACCAUGGUGAGGAACAUAGAUGAUUUUGAUUUUUGUCUUCCAUCGCAUCCUCAGUCCAUUUUGGAAGGGCUUCAGACUUUACGCUCCAACCCCAAGUUUUCAGACGUCACCUUGAUUGUUGGGGGGCAUGAAUUUCUCUGUCAUCGCAGUAUUCUGGCCCUCUGUAGUCACUAUUUCAAUGCCAUGUUUGCUGGUGACUUCCUGGAAAGCUUUUCUGCCCGGGUAGAGAUCAAAGAUGUGGAUCCUGCUGUUUUGGAGUCCUUAAUUGACUUUGCUUAUACGGGGAAGGUGACCAUCAAUCAGGGAAAUGUAGAGGCUCUGAUUCGGACAUCCAAUCAGCUCCACUUCCCCACUAUCCGGAAAGUUUGCAGCCGAUAUUUACGACAACAGAUGGAUGCAACCAACUGUUUGGGAAUUUGUGAGUUUGGGGAGAUGUAUGGCUGUUCAGAGGUGUCAUCCAAGGCUUGGUCAUUCCUGCAGGAGAAUUUUGAGCUUGUGUCUCAACAGGAGGAGUUUCUUCAGCUGUCCAAAGAGAGGCUGGUUACUUACCUGUCCAACAAUCUACUACAAAUGCAAGAAGAGCAAAGUCUGGUUGAGGCUGUGCUCAGAUGGGUGAAGUAUGAAAAAUCUGCUAGAGCCACCCACCUUCCAGAACUCCUUGACAUAGUGCAUCUGGUUUCACUGCCAGAUCAGUAUCUGCAGGACCUCUUAUCAUUGGAACCACUUAUUCAGGAAUCAGAAGCAUGCAAGACCAUCAUCACCAGACAUCGCAGCACGGUAGAGAACAGACCUUUUGUCCAGCAGAGACUAAAAGCCCUUCCACAAAAGCUUGAGGAGGUGCUGGUGGUGGUGGCAGGUAGAGCUUUGGAAGAGGAUGAAGAAGAAGAACAAUCACCACCACCAAUUUCCAGGAACUUUGCCUUUUAUAAUACCAAAACAAAAAAUUGGAUCGCUCUGCCGGAUUUUCCUGAUUAUAAUAAAUGGGGCUUUUCAAUGAUUGCUCUCAACAAUGAUGUUUAUGUUACAGGUGGCUCCAGAGGCUCACAAAAUGACACGUGGUCCACAACCCAUUCCUGGUGCUUCAGCCUGAAGAAGGGUGCCUGGAAGUCUAUUGCGCCGAUGCUGAAGCCCCGAACAAACCAUGCCAGUGCUGUUCUCAAUGGAGAGAUCUAUGCCAUUGGUGGCACCACCGUGGACAUUGUGGAGGUGGAGUGCUAUGAUCCUUAUAAUGACAGCUGGUGUUUUGUCAGCCCUGCCCUGAAGUAUGUCAGCAACUUUGCCGUAGCUGGAUGCCUUGGCAAGCUAUACCUGAUUGGCUCUUGUGCUCUCAAAUACAAUGCCUUGACACUGCAGUGUUACAACCCCUCUAUUGAUGUCUGGAGUGUAAUUGCAUCGCCCUUCAUGCCAAAAUACCUGUCUGGUCCCCGUUGUGCCUCCUUGCAUGGAGCAAUCUACCUUAUUGGUGACAACACAAAGAAAGUCUAUGUGUAUGAUCCAGAUGCCAACAUAUGGCAGAAGGUGCAGCAACUUCAUACGCUCCAUGAGAAUGGAGGAAUGGUACCUCUUGGAGGCAAACUUUUUGUCACAGGAGGCUAUUGGAAAGGUAUGGAUGGUGACUAUCAGGUGGAGAUGGAAACAUAUGACUGUGCCAAAGAUGUCUGGACAAAGGAAGGGGGCCUCCCAUGCUUAUGGCUCUACCAUAGCUCUUCUUCUAUCUUUAUGGAUACUUCAAAAUGGAGAGAACCUUUUCUGGAAAACCAGUCGUAACAGAAGAGGGUGGAAUCAGGCUCUACCUGUGUUCAGGCACACAUCUGGAAAAAGAAGAGACUUAUUAUUGUGCACUGCAGCCUUUGUUGGGUUGAAUCAGUUUGUCCUCACAGUAAAAUGGAUAACUAUAGUCAUAACAUUAAUGGUGAACACAUGGGAUAAUGGGAUUAUAAAGAUGUCAAACAGCUGAAGAUUAAAAUGAAAGUCUUCUAAUGGGUGCAUAUACUCAACACAAAGUACUGUGUUAACUCUACACUUCUAAAUAGAAAAAACACUAUCACAUUGAAGGCCAAUGAAGUUAAGGAGUAGUUCAUGUUGUUUACAGAUCCCACCUCUGUUGAUGUCUCUUACAAAACUCACUGUAGAAACAUCUGCAAUUUUUAAAAAACUUCAAUGUUCUUUUUAGAAAGUUGCCAUAACUGAAGUUUGUGAGAUUUCAGUCAUUUUGCUUAAAUAAAUAACUUACUUGAGCAAUGGCAGCCAGUAUUGCAGAACUGUGAGUUGGAAUCUAUUGAUAUCAUCUACUGCCUAAUUAUAUUGGAUUGUGACCAGUGUUGGAAAGGGGCCAAAAGUAAAGUAAGCCAUCUCCAAAUCUGGACUAGAAGAGUUUUUAAUGCUAAUUUGAGAUGAUAGUGGCUAAUGUUGAAGGGUGAUUAAAUGACUUCAUUACACAACUUUUUUUUAGCAUCGUAAAAGGCUUCUGCCCCAAUUGAGCCCCACGCUGCUCAUCAUAUGAUACAGGCUCCCUUCCAAGGGGGCUCCAUGGCUCUACUGGAGUAGAAGAGUCCUACGAUGCUGCACCGGGAACACGGGAGGCUUCCCAUGUUUCAUUGGACAUCACAGGGGCUGCACAGGGGAAGCUUCAUGGUGACGCUUCCCCAUGUGUGAUGAGGAAGUGUAGCUGCUGGUGAGGUGGGGUGUAGGGCACCAGGAUUGCCCUGCUGCCCUGCCAAUUUGCCACAGAGGUCCUUAGUGACAAAUUUCUGGAUCAUAGAUAUGUUAUUUUAGGAGUCAGAAUUCCCCAAACGCCCUAGUAACAUGAGUAGCUGUGACCAUUUAUUUCGGGGAUAUGCUUCUCUAAGGAGUUAAUCAGAUUACACUGGGAAGUGUUCAGAAGAAGAGAGUUCAGUCUAACGCAAUUUCGUAAUAAAAUUGAGUUUUCCCUACCUUUUAAUCACAUUGUUUAGUGUACUCAGUUGUCUUGCAUAUUUUUCAAUGAAGAAAUUUCCACACUGCAGACAUUUGGCCCCACCCAUCCCUCUAGAUGCUUUUCGGUACUUUAACUCCCACAAUUCUCAACAGCAGGGAGGGAGGGAGAGAGAGAAAAGAGAUGGAAGGGAAACCCAUUUGGAAAGGCAACAGCACUGGCUCUCCCAACACAGAACACAGACAAAUUAUGGAAGGAAGGAAUAAAGGUACUUUAAAAGGCUAUUUUUUAAUUAUUAUCUUUUAUUUUUGCAAAAUAGAAGCAUUAUGAGGUAGCUUAGAACCAAACCUUCCUGCUUGGGGAGCAAAAGGAAAUGCCAGAGAUUGCCCAAAAAAGCUUAUUUUGACUCCUCCCCAGUUUCUCCUCCCACAAAUUGGGUGAUCCUAACCCGAGAGCAAUGAGUGCUACUUCAUUAGAAAUUUGGCAAAACAUCCGGAGUUUUGAGAAAAAACCAUUUCCUCACCUCUUCCUGAUAUGUUGGAAAAAAAUGCUGCCCUCAACGUUUAAAAGACUCAAAAACUGCACUUUAACCAAAACGAAUGUAGUGGACCCAGUGGAAUACCAGAUUUUAAGUGUAGAACUCAGUGGAAUUUAAGUUAUGUGACGAAGUGGUAGGAAAUGUGGUGUUCUUACUUGUGUAUCUUUUUCAUUGUUCUGGAUAAUUUCUGUACAUAAUGGUGCAUAUUCCUGCUCAGCAUAAACAUCCUGCGUAUUAUAUUGGUGCUAGUUGUGAAAUUGAGCCUGGCAUAUUGAUCCCUACUUCUUCCUGUUGGUCACUCCAUUUAAUCACUCUGAUCAAGAAAUCUGAGAAUAAUUGUCUUGAUAUAAUCAAUUAUGUGCUCCCUCUUCUUAUUGCCACUGCAGCUUAGUCUUGAGUUUACACAUACUGUACUUGGAAUUCUGGGCAAUUGUAGGCCUUCCUUUCUACCAUCAUGGUAGACAUCAAUGCAGGGAAAACAUGGUCCUCUAGAUUGCUGACAGCCCCAUUCAGCUUGGCUAAUGGUCAGAGUAAUGGGAGCAGCAGUCUAUCUAGAGGCCACAGACCACCUAUACCUAUUUUAUAUUAAUGUAGUUGAAUACAUGUACCCCUCCAUGAACCCCUUCAUGCUUGUGGGUUUCACAUUUGUGGAUUUGAUUAUUUUAUUUCUGCUGGGGUAGUAGUGCUAUUCAUAGUUUUGCUAAUGUCAUGCAUUUGAAAUAUUCGAGCUGAUAAACACUCAUUAGAUUGCAAAUGAUAACAAUGUAGAGGAAUUGUAGGAAUAACUCAGAGGAGAUUAUAAUUCAAAAUAACCAUAGUAAACUUGAUUAUGGGGGGUUCCAAACAGCAGAAUGAAUUUCAAAAGACACAGAUGUGUAUUCUGGGUUAGGAGGGAAAAUAACAUUUCUGUUUGUCAAGCCUAUCUUUACUAGAAAGGUAUUUGCAUAGAUCUUUUAAAGAUUUUAUACUGAAUUCUACACUGUCACAGUUUGCUCAGACUGCUAUUGUGUAUUAUAAAAUCUUUCCAAAAUAAACAAAAAAUAAUAAUCCUAGAUAAA